UAUAUGGCGGCUUUGUGUCAAUGGAUCAAUUUUAAAAUUUAUCUUUUAAUGCUUUGAAGUGCCAUAUUUUGUGAAACUAGUUUGUGAUAGCAUGUUACAAUGCUUACACUACUUCAAGCUACGCUGAAAGAAAAAUUCGGUUAUAAUGAUUUCAAGACCGAUGUACAAAAGCAGGCCACUAUGGCUGUUUACGACGGGAAGAAUGACGUGUAUAUUUGUUUGCCUACUGGAUCUGGCAAAUCUCUAUGUUUUCAAUUACCAGCUAUACUCAAGGAAAAUCAAGUUGCCAUAGUAUUUUCACCACUUAUCGCUCUUAUAAAAAAUCAAAUAGAUUUCUUACGCAGCAAGAAAAUAAAUGCACAAACAUUAAACUCGAGAAUCUUAGGGAAAGACAGAGAAAAGAUAAUAAACAAUUUACAAUCAAAGGCACCUACUAUCAAACUAUUGUAUAUCACUCCAGAAAUGAGUGUUCAAAGGUACUUUAAGAUCCUCAUUGAGCAAAUGUACAAAAAUAACAAAAUAUCAUAUUUAGUAAUUGAUGAAGCACAUUGCCUAAGUCUAUGGGGUCAUGAUUUUCGACCAAAUUACAGAGAACUGGGUAAUUUCAGACAGAUAUGUCCUACUGUUCCCAUUCUAGCUCUAACAGCAACUGCUUCAAAAGAGGUAGUCACUGAUAUAUUUGAUACUUUGAGAAUGAGUAAAACCAAACUUUUUUCACUACCUGUAUUUCGUUCAAAUCUCUAUUACGAUGUGUGGUUCUUAGAUUCAAUAGAGAAUCGAUUUCUUCAUCUAAAGGAAUUUAUUUUAAAAGUACUUGGUUCUGAACAGGAAAAUGUACCAAAGAAUGAGAGAAAUUGCGGUAUUAUUUAUUGUCGAAAGAAGGAAGCAACCGAAACUAUUGCAAACAAAUUAACUAAGGCUGGCAUUCCAACACUCGCAUACCACGGAAGUUUGAAAAGUAGCGACCGUAUGCGCGUACAGGAUAAGUGGACUUCAGGAGAAGUACCAGUAAUUGCAGCUACUUGUAGCUUUGGAAUGGGUGUGGACAAGGGACCUGUUAGAUUUGUAGUACAUUGGACAAUACCCCAAACAAUUGCUGGUUAUUAUCAAGAGUCUGGGAGAGCAGGUAGAGAUGGUAAACCGGCUUUCUGUCGCAUAUAUGUUAGUAACGAGGAAUAUUCGGCUAUUUCAUAUCUUCUAAAAGAUAUUGCAACUGGGGAUCAAGUUGAUCAAAAAAAAAGAAAAUGGAAAGAUUUUGAGAAAAUGAUCGAAUACUGCAUGCAAACUAAAUGCCGGCAUGCAGUAUUUUCAAAAUACUUUGGUGAUAGUCCACCCAACUGCAAAGAUAAAUGCGAUGUUUGCGAAAACAAGGACCUUGUUCAAGCAAGAAUUUCAGAAUUCGAAACGUAUCCCACAAAGCCAAGGAGACCAAUAAAUGAUUCCGAUGGAUUUGCACUUCCAAAAUGUGAUAAUGGGUGCGACGAUGAUGAAUCAGGUGGUCGUAGAAUAUCAAAGGAACAACUUCUUGCUCGAGAGAAACGGGAAGCAAAGGAAUUUCUUGAGCGCCAUUUUGGUAUGCGUAGAGGCAAUAAUAAUCGUGAAGAGAUAGAAAAGAAAAAUAAAGAAGCUGCUAAGAAUGCUGAAGUUUAUGCUGCCGAUAGUACUGAUCGAAAAGUGAAGGGAUUAACCGUUCAAGUGCGGGAACACAUGUUCAAACAACUUAGGACAGCUUUAUUGGAAAAUCAUUCAAAGUUUAGUCAUGAAUGUAACGUUCCUCUGAAAGAAGUUGACGUACAUGUGUUGGCCUGCCGUUUAGAGUAUAAAAUACUAUGCGAUACAAGAGUGGCCAACAAGUAUAAAUACAAUGCUUUUCAGCUGGUUUCUGCCGUACAGAGAUGUACAAAAAACAAUACGAUUUAUGAAAACCUUCAAGAAUAUAAUCCCAACCAGAAAGGUCUGUCUAUAACGAAUGUUCUCAAGAAUAUUGAAGCGAGAAAUGAUGAUUCAAAAACUACUGAUAAAUUAAUAACCAUUUCUCAAAGUUCAAAUGAUAGUUCUAAAACAGAUAAAUUCAUCUGUGGGUUCAAAACAGCUUUAGAGCUUAGUAAUAAUGAUAAACAAGAUCUGAAAACGUCGAACAACAAGGAAAUUUCACAGAUUAACAAUUUGUCCGAUUCUGACAACUUUUCAAAAAUGCCCAGCAAGAGUACAAGUAUUGAACAUAAUGAAGAGUGUGAUAAAACGUCAAAGACAUGGAAUAACAGCAUCGAGGUGAAAGAGAACGAAGUCAACAUUGUAGCAGAUCUUAUGUCCAAAUACAAAUCAAGAAAAAAUAAAAACCACAGUUCAACAAAGAUGUUUGCUGAAAAGAAAAUUUUCAAAGGGAAUGUAAAUUCCGAUGAAGUAACAAAGAAAAAAGAUGACCACUCAAUUACGAAAGAAGAUUGUUUAGGUACAGAAGGAGACAUUGAUUGUGUUUUUAUAAAAGAGACAAGUGCUGUCAAAAGAGGAAGUGUUGACGUGAAAAAGAAAAAUUUACCAAUUACGACAUUUACGACUGCAACAAAAUUGUUAGACGACAAAAGUGAAAUACUUCAUAAAACAAUUGAUCAUACAAGUGCAAAGAAAAAAGUUGAAAAUAGAUUAGGUAAAUGGAUUACACGGGAUUCGCAUAAAAAUCGAAGUUCCUCAAGUCAUAUAUCUUCCAAGUCUAAAUCUAUUCACGAGAAGAAAGUCACGAGUGCUACAGUCAAAUCGCUUGAAUCCAAAUCUAAUAAAGUCAGUGGGAAAACUGAAUCCGGAGAAAAUCAAAUAACGAAAAAACCAAGUCACGAUGGUCCUAAUCAGACGAUUACAAUUUCUGAUUCAGAUGAUUGUAGUCCAGAAUCAAUAGAAAUUAAGAAAUCCUUUUCCAACAGUAAAAAACGCAAAGUUCCUGACUUUAGUGAUAUUGAUACAAAAUUGCAGCCCGCUUCAAAAAGGGUAUCAUUACCCGAUCCUCAUGUUAGAAAAGAAUGUGUGAUGAAACUCAGGGAGGAAGCCACUACAAGUAAUACAUAUAGCGCUCAACGAAAAGAUGAACACAAAAAUAAAAAAAAAAGUGUUGAGUCUACAGUAAUUAGCACUAUCGAAAUUUUGAAGAAUCACCUCAAGAAGUAUUACGGAUCCAAACGUAUUCCUGACAGAGAAUCUUUCCGUGAAAUUUCUAAAGAGAUUCAUAAGCGUAUCCUGAAUAAAAGAAUAUACGAUGAUGCAGGUAUAAAAAACUUCGUAAAAAAUUUCCUUGAAGUGAAAUAGCUUCAUCUCAGGUGAAAUGAUUAUAUAAGCUCAACUACUUAUGUACGAAACAAAACUAAUUAUUAUUUCAGUAAUGUUCCUGUAAAUCGCCCUUGACUGUUUAAUAUAUAUAUUUAUGCAUUUACAACGUCAA
This is a messenger RNA of Cephus cinctus (wheat stem sawfly), 3430 nucleotides long. Its product is annotated as ATP-dependent DNA helicase Q5. Bases 100 to 3297 code for a protein of 1065 amino acids. Gene Ontology annotation, biological process: double-strand break repair via homologous recombination. The record is from RefSeq and is a predicted model, not a curated record. The transcript is spliced from 14 exons. Gene Ontology annotation, molecular function: 3'-5' DNA helicase activity; nucleic acid binding; ATP binding. Lineage: Eukaryota; Metazoa; Arthropoda; Insecta; Hymenoptera; Cephidae. Gene Ontology annotation, cellular component: cytoplasm; chromosome.